This is a messenger RNA of Dermochelys coriacea (leatherback sea turtle), 936 nucleotides long. Its product is annotated as olfactory receptor 52R1-like. The coding region runs from base 1 to 936 and encodes 311 amino acids. The transcript has 2 exons. Gene Ontology annotation, molecular function: G protein-coupled receptor activity; olfactory receptor activity. Lineage: Eukaryota; Metazoa; Chordata; Testudines; Dermochelyidae. The record is from RefSeq and is a predicted model, not a curated record. Gene Ontology annotation, cellular component: membrane. Gene Ontology annotation, biological process: G protein-coupled receptor signaling pathway.
AUGUCAGAUUCCAACACAACCGACUUCACCAACCCCUCCACCUUCAUCCUGCUGGGCAUUCCUGGCCUGGAGGCAGCCCACAUCUGGAUCUCCAUCCCCUUCUGUGCCUUGUAUGUCAUAGCUGUCUUGGGGAACUUCACCAUCCUGUUCAUCGUGAAGAUGGAGCCAAGCUUCCAUGGGCCCAUGUACUAUUUCCUCUGCAUGCUGGCUGUCACCGACCUGGUCCUGUCCACAUCCACCCUGCCCAAAAUGCUGAGCAUCUUCUGGUUCAAUUCCAGGGAGAUCAGUUUCAGUGCCUGCCUCACCCAGAUGUACUUCAUUCAGUGCUUCUCAACGAUGGAGUCUGGGAUCUUCAUGGCCAUGGCUUUGGAUCGCUACGUGGCCAUCUGUGAUCCCCUGAGACAUUCCACCAUCCUGACAAACCCCAUGGUGGCCAAAAUUGGCCUGGCCGUGCUGCUGCGUGGCUGUGUGCUCAUACUGCCCUAUCCCUUCCUGGCCAGACAGUGGCCAUAUUGCAGAACCAACAUCAUCCCCCACUCGUACUGUGAGCACAUAGCCGUAGUAAAACUGGCCUGCGCCGACAUCCGUGUCAGUAGUUACUACAGCCUCUCUGUGGCAUUCUUUGUGAUUGGUCUGGAUGUGUUUUUUAUUUUAGUGUCCUAUAUCCAGAUCCUCAGGGUCAUCUUCAGCCUCCCCACAAAGGACACCCGGUUCAAGACUUUUGGGACCUGUGGCUCCCACAUCUGUGUCAUCUUAGCCUUUUACAUCCCAGCUCUCUUCUCCUUCCUCACACAAAGGUUUGUUCACAAUGUGCCACUGCAUUUCCACAUUCUCUUUGCCAACGUGUACCUCCUGGUGCCCCCCAUGCUAAAUCCCAUCAUUUAUGGGGUGAGGACCAAACAGAUCUGGGACAGGGUGCUCAGGAUGCUUCUUUAG